Chara braunii is the source of this 3150-nucleotide messenger RNA. NCBI's taxonomy places the organism in Eukaryota, Viridiplantae, Streptophyta, Charophyceae, Charales, Characeae. The record is from the annotation of a GenBank genome assembly.
AUACCCUGCAGCCCUUCGGCCUUGUGCACUUGAAAAAGCACGCUGGCCUUCGGCCAUCUGACUGCGGUUGGUCAAAACCACAAAGAUUGCCACCCUAACAGCUGAAAGAGGGUUCUCCGGUCCUCUCUCCCUUUCUCUCUCUCUCUCUCUCUCUCUCUCUCUCUCUCUCCCCGAGCGAGUGUUCAUGCUCUCCGUUUGUGGCGAUGGCGAUGGCGACGGGGAUGGCAAUCGCUAUGGCGUGGCCCGCCCUCUCUCAGAUAGGAAUGACGGUUUAUGAGAAGAGGAAGGAGAGGUUGAGUGAGAUGGUGCAUGGAUUCAGCACGAGAGGCACGGAGAAGAGGAAGAACCGCCCAAUCACGUCGCCCAACAGCAGCGCUGCUGCCACACAAGUGAGCUGCAACGUGUGGAUUCUGCCGAAGGUGGAGAAGAUCUGGAAGAGGGGAGAGAGAGAGAAUCUUGCGACGACGAGGGAGGGACCUCAGGAGCUGGCGCAGAAGAAGAUCGGUCGAUCGGGUUCCCGAUCCCGGUGGGCGGCGGCGGAGACUGGCCUCCGAAUCGCGGCGGCGGCGGUAGCAGUUUGGUCGGGAUCUGGUCAAGGACAGCGUUGGAGGAGUCCCGGCUGUAGCGGAGGAAGGAGGGGAAGGGAUGGGGAUAGGGAUAGGCGCGUGCGCAACGAAGUAGGGGUGUCGGGAUCGCGAUGGGCGGCAGAUGAAGAUGUCGCUCGCGGAGCGACAACGUCGAUGGCGACGGCGCGCGCGCGACGCGGCCGGAGGAUCAGGAGGAAUGGGAUCGGAGCGGAGGCGGUCCUUAUCGACUACUAUGAAGGCAGAUCCCGACAGGAGGAGAUGUGGAAGAUGCGGGGAAGGAGAUGGAGGAGGUGGAAGCGGAUCGCCGGUCGGGAUCGGGCGAUCACAGCAGUGCGGGCAGCAGCGGACGUGGGAAAAGGAUCCGUAUGUUAUCACAGGAGUGUCGUAGCCGGAGGAGGAGGAAGGCGCAAGGAGGAGGAGGAGAAGGGGCAGGGAGGGGAGAAGGCGGCACCCUCUCUCUCUCUGCUUCCUAGAGACGUGAUUGUAUGGCUACCUCCUACGUACCAUUCAUGCAUGGUUUCUACAGAAGCCAAGGGGGAGAGAGAGAAUGACCAGAUGGAGGAGGAGGAGGAGGAGGAGGAGGGGGGAGGCGAAGAAUGCUUGCUCCGCCGGUAUCCCGUCUUAUACGUGCACGACGGACAGAACCUGUUCGAUCGGGAUACGAGCUUUAUAGGAGAGACUUGGCAGUUAGGAGAAACAGCCAGCCGGUUGAUGACGAUGGACAUGCAACAGCACCAGCCGCAGGAGGAAAAGGAGAAAGAGGAGGAGGAGGAGGAGGAGGAGGAGGAGGAGGAGGAGGAGGAGGAGGACAGGGAUGGGAGUUUUGGCACGUGUCCAAUUAGGGAGGCAAUCAUCGUAGGCAUUUAUAAUACUCAGGACAGACUGGAGGAGUACAGCAGCCUGCAUAAGAAGGGGAGAGAAUACUUGCACUUGCUCGUUAAUUACAUCAAGCCGUUGAUUGAUUCGGCUUAUCGAACGAUUCCGGACAGAGAUUCGACAUUCACGAUGGGUAGUUCAAUGGGCGGUCAGAUUGCAUUUGCUGCUGCAUGGAACUAUCCCGAAGUGUUUGGCGGGGCGGCAUGCUUGUCGCCCGUCUUCCCGCCGCAAUUGAUACGGAGAGUGGCAUUGGCGCGCAGUGAUGGGCGUGGGCGUGGGCACGGGGGUGGGGUUGAUGAGCGAAGGAAACACUUAAGAUUGUAUGUUGAUAACGGAGGGGACAGGAGGGACAGACAGCUCCAGCCGGGCGUAGAUGGGAUGCUCGAGGCGCUGACACGUCAGCAGAGAUGGCGUGUCAUCGCUGAUGGAGCCUCAGGCGGACACGUGGCAGACAGUGGGAGUAGGAGGAGGAGGAAGAAGAAGAAGCCUGACCCGUCGACAAGUGGCGAUGGCGGCCAAAGCCAAUCAUUGCUCUCAAAUUCCUCUCAGGUACCCUUUGCUAAAAAUCGCGGGAACGAGCCUCGGCAGGAGAGCACGUGUUCUUCUUCGCUUUCCUCUUCUUCAGCAUCUCUUGGCUCUUCUUCUUUUGCGUCUUUUGCUUCUUUUGCUUCUGCUGAUAAUGCUGAUAAUGCUGGUGGUGCGUGUAUUGGCGGGAAGAAGGAAAAGGGAGGGAAAGGGAAAGGUGGAGGCGAGGAAGUGGAAGAGAAGGAGGAGGAGGAGGAGGAGGAGGAGGAGGAGGAGGAGGAGGAGGAGGAAGGGUUUGAUAUGGAGUUAUGGAGGAGAAUAAGCAUGGAGGACGAGGGAGGUGGAGAAGAGGAGGAGGGAGGUGAAGGGGUAGACAGUCGUUCUGUCGCUCUCGAGGAAGUGGCGGCGGCGACCGACACCAUGCCACGUGGCACGAGCGCCAGCGAAAACUCGUUCGAGCGCGCGGAUCAGGAGAAAAACACGAUUGUCAUUAUGUGCUACAGAGAUGAGCAAGCUCGGCAUCAAGAUCCCUCCAUCUCAUCAAGUGAGGUGCUGCAGUGGCAGCAGCAAAGGACCACCUUUCAUGCCACACAACUGCAACUGCAACUGCAACUACAACUGGAACUGGAGCUGGAACUGGAGCUGGAACUGGAGCUGGAACUGGAACUGGAGCUGGAACUGGAACUGGAACUGGAGCUGGAACUGGAACUGCAAUUGUGGGCAAGAUGUGCAAGUAGCAAAGUCCUUGCAAGCGAACUGCCAUGGACGGCAGAAACGAGUUUGGCGCCCAGGGCCCAAAAAGUGAUCCUCAUGUGAUCAUAGAAUUGGUUACUGCCGUGGCAAUCGGCUUGACGAGAGAGAGAGAGAGAGAAUACCCGGCCCGCCACCGAGUGGGAAAUUGCAAACAGUUACUAGAUGGAGGCCCAAGUUUGUUCCUACUGGUGGGAGAGGGGCAAAUUGGAGGAGGUUGGGGGGGGGGGGGGGGGAGAGAGAGAGAGAGAGAGAGAGAGAGAGAGAGAGAGAGAGAGAGAGAGAGAGGAGCAAAAUUGGAGGAGGUAACUCGGUUUGGGAUAUAUGGGAUAUAAGGGGGGUUGGCUCAAGUAGCAGGACGCAAUUAUUCCGCUUGAAAUGCAUUUUUUCAAGAUAAAGGAUCUUGGAAAUG